GCAGCCGCCGCCGGGGCGGGAUGGCCGGGGAGCGCGGCCGGGCCGGCGGGCGCGAUGGAGCCGCCUGAGGGCUGGGACCCGUACGGGCGGCCGGCCCGGCGCACGCAGUGGUUGGUGAGCGCCCUGGCCUACCACUACGGGCUGGACCGCGGCGUGGAGAACGAGAUCGUGGUGCUGGCCACCGGCUUGGACCAGUACCUGCAGGAGAUCUUCCACCACCUGGACUGCGCCGGGGCGGGCAGGAUCCCCGGCGAGGACUUCCGGACGCUGUGCCAGGUGCUGGGGCUGGAGGAGGCGGCGGAGGCGGCGGCCGACCCCGAGGAGUGCGCGGGGCUGUGGGAGGGCCUGGCCGCCGAGCUCACCUUCCGCCAGUUCCACGCCCGCCUCUGCGGCUACUUCAGCACCAAGGCGGGCAGCGCGCCGCGCCGCGCCGUGCCGCGCCUGCCGCUGGGCCGGGAGAGCGAGCACAUCGAGACCCAGAUCCGGCUGCGCAGCCCCCGCCGCCGCCGCCGCCGGGACCCGGCCGGAGCCAGAGCCGGAGCCGGGGCCGGAGCCGGAGGCGGCGCGGCGGGGCGGCCCGGCGGCGGGGAGGCGGCGGCGGCGCGGCGGCCGGCCGGGCCCUGCUCGCCGGAGUGCUACGAGGAGAUCGUGGCGCUGGAGCAGGCCGAGGACCGCAUCGCCAAGCUGGAGGAGGAGAACGGCAGCCUGCGGGAGCUGGUGGAGGACAUGCGGGCCGCCCUGCAGAGCAGCGACGCCCGGUGCCUGGCCCUGCAGGUGGGACUGCGGAAAAGCCACGCUAACCAUAAGGAAGAGGGAACCUGUUUUAUUGGGAGUAAGAGACCAUUAACGCAGAACCACUCCCAGACCAAGUGCCUUCAGAGUGUCCUGAAAGAAGUGGAACUCAUCCGAAGCUCCAGGGAUGGGCAAAUUGAAGAAGCAAUUAGGUUCAAUCAAGAGUUGGAAAGAGAGCUGAAGAGCUCUCAGGAAGCUCUAGUCAGUCUGGAAGACUGCAACCGUAACCUGAAGAGGGAACAAGCAGAAAUGAGGAAGAAGGUUGAAGAGGCGAGACACGCUGUCCUUAACAGUCUUGGCAAAGUGAAGGAGCUAGAAGUGAAAGCUAACGAAGUGCCACAUCUGCAAAUAUACAUUCAGCAGCUAGAAUUGGAACUGCAGCACUAUAGGUUGGAAACAGGGGGAUUUCAGCUUCCCCCGGGAAGCAGCCCGGAGCAGGAGGGAGCAGCCCCGGCAGACAGGAGAUACUGCCCGUCUGCUGAGCAACAGGAUCGACGGUCUCCCACUGGUGGAGCUGGGAUUUCUGAGAACGAGGAUCAGCUGUUCCGCGCUGUGGAGGGCCAGGCUGCCUCCGACGAAGAGGAGGAGAAGUGGGCAGGAGACCAGCCACCCCAGGCCGACCAAAUGAAGAAAAUACUGGCCAAGCUCCCUUGCUGUGGCAGCGGAUGUGAUGAAAAAUUGUGGAAAAAGCUGAUGUCUUACUUGGAGACCACCAAUACUGAUGGCUACGAAACAGCCCCUGUGGAGCUGGCGGAGAGAAUCACACAGCUAACUGAACAGCUUGAGCUUAAAGGCCAUGAAGUGAAAAAACUGGAAACAAAUAUGGAAGAGAUGAAAGGCCCAUUGCUAGGUGAACUGCAGCAAAAGGUGGAAGAGACUGAAUUGUUGAAGAUGGAGCUGCAGAUGUUGGAGACUGAGAGAGUUAGGCUGUCACUGGUGGAAGAAAAGCUCAUGGAUGUUUUACAGCUUCUUCAACAACUUCGAGACUUGAACAUAUCUAAGCGAGCCUUGGGGAAAAUCUUGCUGAGCACUUUGGAAUCCUGCCGUGACCCCCAACCUGGAAAAGCCCACCUCUUCGAAGUCCUAGACACUCUCUACCAUGAGCUGACAGCCUGUGACCUCUUGCAAAGCCAGGCGCUGGAGAAGGCGCAGAGCCGCCAGUCCCUGUCCAACCCCCUGGUGCUCUCGUGCUGAGCAGCAGCGCCAGCGGCAGCCGCCCCGCCAGCCACCAGCCCUCCCCGCACGGCCAAACCCACGGCAAACCAACGAGAUCUGCCCGACUCCGCGGUGCCCGGCAGUGGGGAAGACUACUGGAAUAACUCGGCCGUGGAAUCCAAGGCGUGCUGCCCCCGGGGAGAGCACCAGUUCCUCAGCUAACGUCAAGCCCUCCCUUAGCGAGCGAGAACCCACGCGACUGUCUCUGCUGGAGGCCUAACCAGCCCUGUGUGACGGCCCUCCACCGUACCCGCUAACCUAAUAAAAACUCUUCCAAAUACACUGACCUGGCCUAUUUAGACUUACAGCCCUGGUUAGCCGCUGGCUGGGCACAGCUUCUAGCUUUUGUGAUAGCUCAGUUCUAAAGCAGAAGGCAGCCUAUGGUAUCCCUGGCAAGGAAAACACUUCUUAACAUACAGGCGACAAAAUGACCGUAUUCUAGACAUCCACAGGAGCGUAGGCCAGCAGUGCAAGUUUUAAGGGCUCAUGUAUGAAAUAUGUUUGCGUGUGACUGUAUUUGUGGUGCAGUUCUUCACCUUAUUUAACUCUGAAGUUAGAUUUGUUAAUGCUCUGCUGAAUUUUGUAUUUGCAAUUACAGAGGUGCCUUAGAAAUCUGCAACAGCCUAUCCUGGCGAUACCCUUAGACUCUACGUAAAACAUUAAAUUUAACUGCUUGGAAAAGGUACAAAGCAAUCUUGUUCCGAGGCUCUCAGGGAAAGGAAGGGUUGAAAAAUUCACUUUGCAACAGCUGCUGUUGUCGCAUUAGCAAACAACACGCACAGUACACAACUUUGGUCUCUCAUUUAAUUUCCCUCAAUGCAACUUGUAGAGACACAAAGCUAGGCCCACUGGCAGACAAAUUAAUGUAAAACGCUGGGCCUAAUCAUGGUGCCACAUCACAUUUUAAUCAGCAAUAAAAUAAUUCCUGGAGGCAAAAGUGAAAAAAAAAGAAAAAAAAUAGGUUGCUUCCAAGAUGCUUUUGCUGUUUAAUUCAACUAUCAAACACAGGAACUACAGAAGCAGAGUUUUUAAAUGAUCCAGCUGAAUUUACGUUAUUAAAAAGAUGCACUGUAGCUCUUUUAAGUGUGAAAUGAUUGGCUUGAAAUAACGCCAGCAAUGAAAUACGAGCAUUUAAUUCAGAAAUGUGCAUAAAUGAAUUUUUCCCAUUAAAAUGGUUUUCAUACAGAAAUAAGGUCCAUACCACAACGCAAUCUGGCGAAUAAGAUUUUUAUUCCUUUCUAUUCAUAAUACACUGUACAGCUUACACACACCUCCAUCCAAAUUCGUGAUACAUUACUUAGCAUUUAGAGCUAUGUUGGUAACAAAAAUUCUUAACAGAUAUUUUGAUUUCAUUUUAGAGGAGGAAAAAAAAAGGUGUUUUGCAAACAGUGGAACAAAUUCUGUUCAGUGGUGCUUUACCUGUUUGGGGGUUUGUUUUUGUUUUUUUUCCUGAUUUAACAGAGGAAGAUUUGAAGAAUAGGUAUAUAUUUUUAAUGUAGAUUUUUCAUAAAGAUAAAUUACACAGGACAUAUAUACAUAGUGCAAUAUUCACCCUGUAAGAAAGAAAACUGUAUACUACUACUAAAUAUAUUACUAACAUAAUACUAAGCGUAAUAUACUAUUACUUAGUAUGUACUAAACUAUAUGCUAAUAUUACAUACUACAAAAACUACAUUAAAUGCAAGAGAUAAAAAUUAUAAUGAGUAGAAGUCAGUUCCCUGCUUGGGUUCAUUUUCUAGAAAAUAACCAAGUAUCAGCUUAUGUUUUGUUCAGCUCUCACACUUUCUCAGGAAUACUGUAUAUGUUUAAAGAGAGAAAAUGCCAGCAAAUCAUUAAACAAGCACGAUCUGUGUGUAUAGCUAGCAGAUGAGACAAUUCAGAAAUAGGAUUAUAAUGAAAGUACAUACCUGAUUAUGGAUACUCUCGUGUACUGCAGGAUUCUUUCAGCAUUUCAAUUAGUAUUAUUUACUGUAUCCACUCUAUGUAUACCUAUACAUGUGUAUAUUUGCAUUAUAUAUACUUAUGCAUACUUUAACAUUGCUAUGUUAAUUGUGUACAUUUAGUAUCCUUUUCACCACUGAGUUUCCACUUCACUUCCUAAUAUAUUUCUAGAAAUCUAAACUAUUAAGUAAACUGAUGUUCUAAUGCUAAAAUGGGGGAGGAGCAAUAUAAUCUGAGUACUGCACAGUUUAUCCAAGCAGCAGUUGAACUGUAACUGGAAACUAAAAAAUGCCACUGGAAACCUAAACUGGUGUUAAGGAAGAUGCAAACAGUUGAGAUAAGAGGAAGCUUUUGUGAAUAAAUAAACAGCAUUUAACUGAUAUAAGAAGCAGCAAAAUCAUAUCUUGCUGUUAGCUUCAAAUACUGUAACAUUUUUAUUUCUUUAAGAAAUGCCUAUAUCAGCAUAUGCUGAUUAACCUUUUAAUAAUAAAAGCUGAUUAUUUGACUCCAAAAAGUAAUGAAUAUGGAGCAAUUCAGACUUGCAGUAUUUCCAUAAGAAGAAUCUGUUCUUCAGGAUGGAUCAAGAAACAGUCUUCAGUCAAAUUCUUGCUGGAAAUCCGAGGCAAAGCAAAGCACUUGUACUUUGAAAGACCUUAACACUGAUUUUUUAAAAGUAUUUAAAAAUACUUUUACCUUAAUGUUUUAUACUGAGCUUGUCAGCAGUGUUGCUGAGGCUGCUAAAUAUUUCAUAUGAAUCUGUAUAAAUAUGCGAUUUCAAAUCAACGUAAUUGGGAAAUUUCUAGCCCUGCCUCAAAAGCAGGUAGGCUUCCACAGUUUGAUUUACUGUGUGGAACAUGUUCAAAAGAGUCUGCACAGUAAUCCUGGGAAGCAAACCCAAAUAUCUAUGUUUUCUUAAAGACCUAGCUAGUUAAGUCAAGUGAUUACUGCAGAUUUCAGCUACCUUUUUUUUUUUUUUUUUUUACUUUUUUUAAAUUUCUUGCCUUUUUGAGUAUUGGAAUUGUUUCCAGAUAAACAACAAACUGAACUAUCUCAUCAAGUCUCAUUAAUAAGCUCACCAUAUUUCAAACAAUAAUGAAGGAGUAGUUAUUACUCACACUGUUGACUGCAUAACAAAUUCCUUCUUUGAACAGUUGAAGCAAUCCUCACGGUAACGUACUAUGCAAUUGCUCAUCUAGCACAUACAAGAUCAUACAAGAUCGUAGAUUUGCAGAAAAUAGUACUUCACCUUACAGGGAACAUAUACCAAGUUUAAACUGACUUUGAAAAAAAAAUUUCCCUAUAUGGCAAAAACUAAAAAGAUAACAAAGCACACUCAAAAGCCUUCCAUUUAAAAAGCACAACCAUGAAAUCCAGCAUCUCAGAUCUCUGCAAACAUUUUAUUUUGCUGUAUGUUUACCAACUGGUAAUAAAUGGCCAUUUGCUUGCAUCUUGACUGCUCAGUAAAGAAAAAAAAAAUCACAGAGAGAGGGCAUGUGCUAUAAACAUAACAAGUGCGACUGCCCAUCUAAAAUUUUCGAUAAGUAGACAAAGGCCAUCAGAGCAUGCCUUCCCAACAUUGCUUUGGUCAGUAGGAAAACCAGUUUGCAGGAGCAGACGUGACAUGUUACUGCGUGAGACCAGAGCCCUGCUGUACAGCUUCCCACUGGUAAGCGUUACUUAAGUCUUGUCUGAAGAAGGGACCUGUAAUACUUGGAUUUUCAGUUAGAAAGUAUCUAUAAAAAGGCUAAAUUAUGCUGGCUUUGAGGCACCCUGGUUGAACUCUGGCCUUAUGCUGUGCUUGAGAUUUUAUUCCCUCCCCAGCAUGCUCAUUCCUCAUUUUAGUAGAUUUUUUUUUUUUUAUUUCUCAAUAAUAAUUCCAUCCUUAUAGAAAGGACAGCUUGUUUCAUCCCAGUUGUAUCUGGGAACUCCCUAAUGUAAUUCACCACAGCAAAAAAGUUAUUCUUCAUCACCUCUUCUAUAUGUCCUUUCCUCCUUCGUUGAUAAUGGCAGAGCAAUAAAUCCCUCGGGCUCCCAGAUUUUGGA
Tyto alba (common barn owl) is the source of this 5991-nucleotide messenger RNA. RefSeq names its product EF-hand and coiled-coil domain containing 1 (gene EFCC1). NCBI's taxonomy places the organism in Eukaryota, Metazoa, Chordata, Aves, Strigiformes, Tytonidae. The transcript has 8 exons. Gene Ontology annotation, molecular function: calcium ion binding. Bases 55 to 1986 code for a protein of 643 amino acids. The record is from RefSeq and is a predicted model, not a curated record.